Molecule: messenger RNA, 1641 nt
Organism: Plasmodium vivax (malaria parasite P. vivax)
Lineage: Eukaryota; Apicomplexa; Aconoidasida; Haemosporida; Plasmodiidae
Product: rhoptry-associated protein 2, putative
Exons: 1
Coding region: 1-1203 (400 amino acids)
Source: RefSeq, a predicted model, not a curated record
AUGAAAGCGAUAAUUCUGAUUUCCUUCCUGGUCACCCUUUUUUUCAAUAAUGGUGUAGAUGGACAUACUUGCACAAAAGAAUUGUACAACAUGAAUUUCAAGGAUCUUUCAAUUACAUCCAUGGUUUUGGAACAUUCAACUACACGUAAAAUUUUAGGAAACUGGGUUCAUUUCUUUUUCAGUCAUUUUUCUAACCCUACUGAUGCAAUAAAAUAUGUAGAAGAUAUAAACUUAUACGCUUUAGAUAACAAAGACCAGACAUGUUUCGUGCGAGCCUUCACUAUAUAUUUAAUUCAAAACUAUGCUAAGGAUAUAAAAUCGAUGUCAAAUACAGACAAUUAUGAAACCUAUUUCAAAAAUUUAUUAAAAGAUGUGCAUCCAGAUUUCAGUAAAGAUUUUCUUUCUUUAUUCACGAGUGCAACGCUUUUGGGAUACAUUGAUGGUUUGGUACUUAAAGAACAGGAUAUUUCGAAUUUGAAGAAUGAUGUAAAUAUUUUUAAAAAGCAUAUUUCCAAAGCUGAUAGAAGAACACAUGCUACUUACAACACUAAUCCUAUUCCAGCGUUCGCUCCAUAUGAUAUCAGGACAUUUAGAAGAUCUUAUUUACCAAAAGAAGACCCUUCUAUUAGUGUAUCUGAAGUAUAUGCAGCACGUGAUAUAAACUUUUUGGCUUUUCUUGGUGUUUCCGAUAUGUACUACAAUUCUGAUAUAACACAGCCUGCCAGAGGUACUUCCAUCAUUAUUAGUAAAAGGAAAAGAUUAGGGUUAAAGAGACGUAGUAGUUCACUUCUUUUAUUGGGACCACAUAAUCAUAACCCUACUUUUGGCUUUUGUGUAAAAGAUGGAAAAGAAGAUUACUUUGGAUCUGUAGAUGAUUUGUUACCCUCCUUUUUUUCAGUUAUGAAAACGAAAAUGAUUUAUGGACACAAAAGAUUUCUAAGAGAAUUUGACUAUUCAUUAAUGCAUAAAACGUACAAAAUGCCAAACUUGAAAGGUUUACGACUUUUGAAAAGUUUUUUCAGGAGAAAGAACUUAGAAAACUUUGUAGACAUGUAUAGCAACCUCAUGUCCACAGAAUUGGAUUUCUUAACAGAAGAUUUCGCGGAACUGUUUGACAUUACUAUGAAUUGUCACAUGCGUGAACAUUUCGAUCGUGCAAUAGUUAACUUCCACAUGAUUAAGGAGAAAGGUAUGGAGUCAUAAACGUUCUUCUUUUUUUUUUUUUUUCUAUCUUCCCUCCGUUUAUCGUAUAGUGCUUUGUUAGCUUUUAGAUUUGUGCUUGCUUUGACUUGGCGAAUUUUUCGAACGCGCGCAGGUGUGUGCAUACGUAGGUGUGAAUGCAUCUGUGCGUGUUAAUGCGUACGUCCAUAUGCGCACGUGCGCUGCUUACCGUUUAGAAUAAUUUUCGAAGAACGGUGAAGCACGCACCAUUUGGCCGAACAUUUUUCAUGACCAAUUUGACAUGUGCUUUUUGAAAAUUUUUUAAAGGAGCAAAUUCGCGCAUUUUCAUUUGCCCUUCGUUUAUGUUCCCGCUUUAACAGGCUUUAAAAAUUUCAACACCAUAGUAAAUUUUUGAGUUUAGUCUGCACGUUUUUUUGUUGCUUUACUGCAUUAUAUUUUAGUUUAUUAGCGCUUAUUUUG